AUGUAUGGAAAUGGUUCACCUCUUGACAGUGCAAGUAUCCUUUUUGUUAGCUCUAAUAAACGUCAAGACGCUGAUGCAAUUUGUGAUUAUGAAGAUAUUGAUGAGGAAACAAAUGUAUUAUUUAACGAGUUUGAACAUGAUUAUGAUGAAACAACCCGUAUGCCAGAAUUAGAGGAGUUUGUUAUAGAUAUUGUUAAAUACACAGGGGGAUUUAUUAUAAGAAAAAUAAAAAAUAAAAGUAACUUGUGUGGAAUUUGUGAUUCAUUUUUAACCGAAAAAGAUGAUGUCAAUGAAUCAUUGCUGUUAAAAUUAAAAACAAAAGGAAAAUUAAUUAAUAUAUCAUCUGAUGUACACAAAAUAUGUUUGGCAUCAGAGUAUAUCAUAAGAUUUUACUCCGAUGAGCUACUUAAAAUGAAGAACGUAAAGAUGCAUUUAACAAUUAAGACACUGAACGAAAUAAGCACAGUUAAUACAAUAUUCAACACUUGCGAAAUGAAACAACACAUAUUAAACCAAGAUCCUUUUAAUAACCAUCGAAGACAAUUAAUACAAUUUAUCAUUGAGCCAUAUAUAACAUUAAGAUUAAAUCAUAUAGCCAAAAUGCAUUCACUUUCAAUGGCAGGCAAGAAUGUGCGACAUAAAUGCACCAAAAUAAUUUUAUUUAAAAAUCAGUAG
Molecule: messenger RNA, 675 nt
Organism: Macrosiphum euphorbiae (potato aphid)
Lineage: Eukaryota; Metazoa; Arthropoda; Insecta; Hemiptera; Aphididae
Source: the annotation of a GenBank genome assembly